GGUCAAUCAGAAUCAUGCGUACAUUCGACCGCUCUAGUGAGCAGCCGCAAUGUGCUUACCAUGCGACUGUCCAACUGCAGGGUGAACGGCUGACCAGUGGUCGCGAAUGAAGACUCGGCCCUGCGUAAAGAAUGGAAGUGCAUGGGGAAAAACACGCACAAGUAACAGAAUCACACCCCUCGUACAUGGUCGCGCUAUAUGAAACUAGCACUGCUGGAAGCCAUGCGUGCAUGCGUGCCCAGUUGCCCGUGUCUGACGAGCCAGAAUCGACAAUGCGCCGUAGGUUGUAUAGUAUUCGUCUUCUGGGUUCACGUUCACCUGUCAGGAAUGUACUUGCUCUUGCAACUGAUGAUCGUUCUAGGAGUCCGUCAAGAGCCGCGAUAGCGUUCACAAGCAGGCGAAGCACGGAUUUGGGAGAGGAAGAGAUGCCGACGGGCGCCAGCCCGAGGCUACAACUACAAGCGGCCAUGGACGUCUCCCAGCUCUGCCGUACCCUCCGCCUCGUCCUCGAGUCCGCACCAGACGCGCCCUCGCUCGACGACCUCUUCAAACAGGCUGACAGCUUUGCUGAGGGAGUGCGAGGCUCCCCUCACCGUGCGGCAAUCGUCGCCGCGCUCGAAGACGAGCUCCAGGCGAUCUACGACCCGGUCAUCGACUAUGCCUCCCUCACGCAGGCGGAACCUUUCCUCGGGUGCUCGCUCCGAGAGCCGAGGUUACCUACGCCUUCCGUAGAGUAUGCGAAGGGGCUCAUCAUAGCUGCCCUCGACGUUGGGUCUUAUGCCGACGAGGGGGAGGAGGAGCGCGAGAAGCAGCAGGAGAAGGUCAGCGGGUUCCGGCGGCGACUGAUGGACCUCUACCUCCUGGACGCUUUGAACGAGAGCUCUGGAGAUGACGUCCUGGAGUGGGCGACUCUGGACGUGGAGCAGCGAGAGAAGAAAAGCUGCUGGAAGACGAACCUGGAGGACGUUCUCAUCCGAGUGGGUCUCGAACGGCCAGAGGACUUCCUCACAGAGGUCUUCCACUGUUUCACGUUGCCGUCAUCGCGGUUGCAGCUCCUCAUCCUCCUCAACGCAUACACGUCCCAGCAGAAGUUCCCAGACGUCGCUGCCGUCUUGGCCUCCCAUAGGCUCACCACUACAAUCCUGUACUCCCUCCUCUUCGACAACUCCUCAACCGUAGCGAUCGUCGCUUUAACCGUCCUCACGAAGCUCCUCCCCAUCUUCGCAGUGAAGGCUGCAGAGCAGCUAAAACGUUACGUUCCGCUCCUCGUGCUCGUGCUCGCGCGCAUCGUCUGUUGGCGCGAACGAGAGGCCCCCACGCCCUCGGAGUUCUCUCCAGACGCAGAAGGCGCGAGCCAGUCUGGAAACGACAGCGAUGUCGAGGGGGGCCUGCCUGACGGUGCAUACACACCGCCGAUCCAUGAAGACAUUACAUGGGAGCGGCUGGAACAGACUUUCCUCGGUGGGGCGUCGUCUGCGCCGUCGCCCCAUCGGUAUUUCACAGUGCUAUAUUAUCUGUACCCGUGUAACACUAUCCGGUUCUUGCGGUACCCCAUCCAGUACGUUACCGAGUUUGCGAGCCAGAACCCAUACGCUGUGGAAUGGGACGUGGUACUAGACGAACCGCAAAUCAGAAGCAGGAGUGAGCCUUUGAUGCGUGGACACGUCCUGCACCCACACCUCAUCUGGCGGGGCCCUGCAGAAGAGCUGUCCAAGCCUGACUUCUGGGCUGACUACGACACCGCGGGGAUCCUCGGCGAGUGCACGAUGCUUGACGUGCGUAACGCCGCGCUUGGCAUGCAGCAGCGCGCCCCCGCCGUCAUCUCGCCCGAACUGUCCGUCCUCCCCACAUCCCCAGGCCCCACCCGCACUUUCGCCGACUCCCCCGCGUCCGCGUACGCGCUGCCCUGCCCGACAGUGCGCAACGAGGGCCUGUCCACGCCCGUGACAGCCAGUACGCCCGGCCGCCCACGCGUAUCCCUGCAGGACAUGAUUGCGACGUCUGUCGCGCUCAAGUCGGGGUUGGACGUCGAGAUCGUGCACCCGUCGGCCUCGUGGUCUGCCGAGGUGUUUCCCCCCGUACGAUCCCGCUCCCCAUCGCGUGAGACGAGCGAGCAAGCGGAGAGGACGCCCGACCGCUCGAGCGACGCGAGUGGGCAGGAGGUGUCGUUGCACGUCCGGCAGGCGCUCGGUAGGUUGCAGAGGGACGUAUUGCUGUUGAGGAACGAGCUCAACCUCGAGUUGUGGAGCUCGAGAGAGAACGUGAAACAUAUCGGGAGGUUGUAUCAGGAUAGGGUGCUCUCGAAGACGGCGGAGAUGGAGCGACAGGGCCUGCACAACAAGCUGCGCGAGUAUAAGACGGAGGUGAUGCGUCUGCAGCGGGCGCUCAAGGAGCACAAGGAGCAGUCCAACGCGGUGAAGAACCAAUUGCAGGACCACAGUAAGAAGGCGCAAGAAAGGCUGCGAGAGUUCAGGAACGAGAAGAAAGGCUGGAUGGAGGAGGCGGCUGUCAUGCGCGCAGCGGACAAGGAGGCAAAGGAAACUUUCGCAGCGCAGGGGAAGCUACUCGAGGAAGCACUUCAGAGGGUCUUCCAGCUGGAGACAAAAAUCAGGGAGAACGCCCCGAAGGUCGAUAGGUUACAUGACUACGAAAAGCAGAUUGAACAGCUGGUUACACUUCAACGCCUAUGGGAACUAGACGUCCAGAAGCUGAACGACCAAACGGAGUAUCUGCAAAUAUUCAACAGUAAAUACGGCAAAAUGGAGCUUAGGCUUGACACGUACGAACAGACUCAUGCGGAUCUGACACAAAUCUUAGAGAAGCAGCGUCAACACGUCCGAUCACUCGAAAGCCAGCUGGGUGCUACGCGGAAGCAGCUAGAAGGCGCACGGAAAAUGUCAAGCCUGGCAAGAAUGUCUAAAGCAGGCGAAGAGGUCGAGCAACUAUCAGCAGCGAACCGGCGGUUACGAGAGGAGAAAGAUGAUCUACGUGAUGAGCUCGAGGAGCACAAAGCAAUGGUAGAGGCUUUGAAGGCGACGGUCAGUGGUAGGCAGGGGCUCAUUGGCAGUGGCCGGACGUCGCGGUCAGGCUCUGGGACCCUGUGGCCCGCGGGAGAUGCGGGUGUGGCGGCAACGUGAGGCGACGGUUCGAGAAUGUUGAUGUCCGGUGGCGGUACGUCCCGCGGCGUAUGGGUGCAGUCUCUGGAUCCCAGAUGGUUGGAAUGUAGUCACAUGCGAUAAUACACUGUACUCUAUGUCUCGACAUGAACUGCUCGGUGCGGAGUGUGUCCGCAAGUCAACCGCAAGCAACAUCAUGCUUUAAUCAUAGUUAAGAAUCGGCUCGGG
Messenger RNA from Fomitopsis serialis, 3344 nucleotides. RefSeq lists its product as uncharacterized. The transcript is spliced from 8 exons. The record is from RefSeq and is a predicted model, not a curated record. Gene Ontology annotation, cellular component: TSC1-TSC2 complex. Gene Ontology annotation, biological process: negative regulation of TOR signaling; regulation of cell cycle. NCBI's taxonomy places the organism in Eukaryota, Fungi, Basidiomycota, Agaricomycetes, Polyporales, Fomitopsidaceae. Bases 132 to 3137 code for a protein of 1001 amino acids.